Messenger RNA from Megalops cyprinoides (Indo-Pacific tarpon), 2861 nucleotides. RefSeq names its product neurochondrin (gene ncdn). Bases 105 to 2609 code for a protein of 834 amino acids. Gene Ontology annotation, cellular component: dendrite. The transcript is spliced from 7 exons. Gene Ontology annotation, biological process: neuron projection development; regulation of neuronal synaptic plasticity. Lineage: Eukaryota; Metazoa; Chordata; Actinopteri; Elopiformes; Megalopidae. The record is from RefSeq and is a predicted model, not a curated record.
GCUCGUAGCUGACUAGCCAAACGUGAGUUGGAAAUGUUUUGCAUCAAGUAACGUUAAGAGAAAGCUAAUGUUUUUUUUAAAACCUCUUCCUCAAUCAGGUGACGAUGACUGAAACUGGGAAGGCUGUUGGAAGCCCUGUGAAUGAUGACAGCAGUGAGCAGGGAGUGGGGGGCGGUAAAGAGUGUCCAGGACAAGCGAACAGUACCCUGACCCCUGCCCAGCGAGACAUGCUGGAAAGAUGUCUGCACGCCCUCAUCCACGCGAAGAACGACAGCCAUACAUUGGCUGCGCUGCUUCUGAUCACGCGUGUGUGUCCUGCAAAUCAGCUGGACAGUGCGACGCUGCGGCGUGUGUUUGAGGCGGUAGGGCUGGGCCUCCCGGCACGCCUGCUGGUGACGGCGGUGCGGGGUGGUGCAGGCUCCGAACUGCCGCCUGAAGAGCUUCUCUCCUUGGGCGCUGCCCUGCUCGCCGCUCUCAGCACCGACCCAGGCAUGGCUGCUCACCCUCAGCUCCUCAGCACCAUCCCCCUGCUGCUGGGCCUGCUGGCAGAUGGGCCUACCUGGACUCCCCAGAGUCAAGGCCAAGGGCAGGCCGAGACAAGUCCAGAACAGGAGAAGGGCCAAACCUCUCAGGUCUCACACACAAACGGAGCAGGUUCAGACAGACACGAAGCUGCACCACAGGUGGAUGCUAACGGGUCCAAACUAGAUCAGGAUGCAGCAAGACCUGGAGAGCCAGGUGAGCAUCAAGGUCCAGAGGAGUCUCUCGGCUCAGAAGAAAAAGGGAAGUCGGGAGUCACGAAACCCCAGGGUCCAGCCACUCAGCUGGACGAGGCGCUGGCUGCGGACUGCUAUCAGGUUCUGAGCACCGUGUGCGCCUCUGCCAGGGGACCAGAGCAGCUGCUGUCGCGAGGGGCGAUACCGGCGUUAUGCAGGGCGGUCAGUCGGAACCAAACCCUAAGCAGAGAGAGAGGACUGCCGCUGCUGGGCCACCUGCUCUCGAGCCGGAUCCGACCCACAGCCUGGAGCAAACACCCGGCUGACCUCUUGUCCUUGCUGGCUGGCAUCUCCUCAGAGUUCUGCCAGGCGUCGCACCUGGACCGGUUAGAGAUUUGCAUCCGGUUGCCACAAUUCCUUCCCCUGCCUGGUGGGGUGCCGGAGAGUGAGGAUCUCAGGGGGAUUGUGAGCCAACUGUGGGAGGCGCUCAGACCCAUUUUGCAGGCUAAAGUUACCCCGGCCCAGCUAGGGCCACUUUUUGUGAUGUCUGCCUGCCUGUUGGACCUGUUUGGUUGGGAGCUGGUGGGUUCGCCAAAGUUCUGUUGCCUGCUGGUGAACCGAGCCUGCGUGGAAGUACGGAUGGGCCUGGAGGAGCUGCCCGGUACAGACCUCUCCCCCGAGCAGCAACAAGUGCUCACCGCCUGCUACCGCAUCAUGGAGGCUGCCAUGGAGCAGGCCUGCAGCCAGGGCCUCAUCCGUGAUGCUGCCCAGCCGCAGACUGCCAUCACUGGGCUGAGUCUGCAGCAGAGCAGGCAGGUCCUGGGAAUCCUGGAGGAGGCUUUCUCUGCAGUCAUCUACUAUCUGCAACAGGUGGAUCAGAGUCACUAUGGUGACCCCUUUCUCUUUGCCACCUUUCGGUCGCUUUGUGCCUGGCUGGCUGAGGAGACUUCCUGUCUCAAAGAGGAAGUCACUGCCCUGUUGCCCUUCCUUGUUAAUUAUGCCAAAGGACAUCUGGAGGGAGGCAGCGGAGAUAAAGGCCUGGCCAGCUGGAUGUCAGAGAUGUCUGUGAGUGACAGCUCACAGGGUGGAGCCUGGACAGGCCAGGAGGCUCUGAGAUAUCUGCUUCCUGCUCUGUGCCAUCUGUCGGCAGAGGAAGCUCCCAGGCGGGUGCUGCUUACCUUGGACACACCAGCCCUGCUGGUGCAGUUUCUGGGGAGUGGCUGGGGUGCCCUGAAGCACAGAGGGGGAGCGCCACGGACCCGGGAUCCCAGCUUGGAAACAGCCUGCUCUGCCUUGCUCAACUUCACUGUCACAGAGCCAGACAGGGUCAGGAAGGAUCCAUGUUUUUCUUCUCUCCAGUCUGUGUUGAGUGAUGCACUUCCUGUCCUCUUGCACAAGCCCCGCCUACUAGUCCUAGCAGCCAAUUUCUGCACGUUGGGGCUCAUGAUUGACAGGCUGAAACCUGCAGGCAGUGGUCCCGUGGAGCCAGCUCAGCGGCGGUUUUUCGCGGCAGCCCUGCGUUUCCUGGCGGGGGCGCUGAGCGCCACGCCCGGCCCGGGUCCGGCGCAGGUGAGCGCGGCGUGGCGGGAGUGGUGGGAAGAGGCGGCGGAGCUCUGGAGGCUGGGGCUGCAGGCGUUUGCCGGGUGCGUGCGCGCGCAGCCCUGGGUGGCCGCCGUCGCUAGGGAGAGCGGGUGGCUGGGCGACACCCUGGCCCUGCUGGCGUCCUGCAGCGCCCUCCCCGACCCCCACUCACAGGGGGUGCUAGAGGAGGCCCUCGCCGCGCUGGCGCAACACUGCUCUCUCUGUCAGCAGGAGAUCCGUGCCUCCAUGGCGGAGAAUGACAAGGGAGUGCUCCACAGCAUGGUCCAGCUACAGGAGGCGCUGGCAGAAUGACUCGCAGCACAUUCUCUCAGAUGAAAGGACAGACUGCAUGGAUUUAUCCUGCAUGGAUAAAUUCUCACUGAUCUAAAGACUGAUGCACAGCCGUUAUUUGAGGAGGACACACAAACUUACAUAGAUGAAUGGCGCACCUGACAUUCACAAAUAUAGCUAUUUUUGUACUGUUUGUAAUUAAGUUGAACUGAGUGGGCUUAAAUGGUCUAUCGGGGCAAAAUCCUUUUUGCAUCAAUAAAGAUUCAGUUUGAU